UACCCCUAACACAUGCGUACGUAGCCUUGCGGCUGACUGGCGGCCUUGGUUGACGUCGAAAGUUGAUUACUGCACGUACAGAGGUGAUGCCCCCAGACAUUUGAUCCUGAGCGGCGACUCUUUUGGUCAAAACGAUGACUAGACGCUUUCUGUCCGGCCCUGGUCAACUGCAACACCACCAAGAUGGCGACUACAAACGGGAACAGUCCGAGUUGUGAGGGAGGGGCAUGUCCGAAACAAGGAGAAGCUGACGCGUCCGACAGCCAGAAUUCCAAGCAAGAUGCUGUUGAAAUCCAGCUGACAGAUAAGGUGAUCUUGAUGAACCCUGAGAUGGCUGUGAGGACCAUUAAGUCUGCCGACGCGGCUCAGAUGUCCGCGGAGGACGUCCAGUACGCCCUGGGAGCAGACUUUCACCGCGGUCUCACCCACGAGGAGGCCGCCAGGAGACGGCAGAUCCACGGCCAUAAUGACUUUGAGAUUAACGAGGAUGAGCCUCUAUGGAAGAAAUAUCUUGGGCAGUUCAAAGACCCACUGAUAAUGCUGCUGCUUGCUUCAGCGUUCAUCUCCAUCUGUAUGAGACAGUUUGAUGAUGCAGUCAGUAUCACAGUGGCAAUCAUCAUUGUAGUAACAGUUGCCUUUGUACAGGAGUACCGGUCAGAGAAAUCACUGGAGGAGCUGACCAAGCUGAUGCCACCAUCUUGUCAUUGUGUGCGUGAAGAAAAGCUGAAAGUUUUUCUGGCACGAGACCUGGUCCCUGGUGACACUGUGCACCUCUCAGUAGGAGACAGGGUGCCUGCUGAUGUCAGAUUAUUUGAAGCUGUGGACCUGCAGAUAGAUGAGUCCAGUUUUACAGGAGAGACAGAGCCCAGUACCAAGUUCACAUUCCCACAGAAACUGGCUGGUAACUUAGGCGUGGCUAACAAGAAGAACAUUGCCUUCAUGGGUACUCUUGUGAGGUGUGGGAGGGGGAAGGGAAUAGUUAUAGGGAUUGGGGAGAACUCAGAAUUUGGGGAAAUCUUUAAGAUGAUGCAGGGAGAAGAGGCUCCAAAGACACCUCUUCAGAAGAACAUGGGUUUGCUGGGAAAGCAGUUGUCCUUCUAUUCUUUCUGUAUAAUUGGUUUGAUCAUGCUGCUCGGCUGGCUCCAGGGCAGAAAGAUGCUGGACAUGUUUACAGUGGGAGUCAGUUUGGCAGUGGCUGCCAUUCCUGAAGGUCUGCCAAUCGUGGUCACAGUCACACUGGCCCUGGGAGUCAUGCGCAUGGCCAAGAGAAAUGCCAUUGUCAAGAAACUGCCUAUUGUGGAAACUUUAGGCUGUGUAAACGUGAUCUGUUCAGACAAGACUGGGACCCUGACCAAGAAUGAGAUGACUGUCACCUCUGUAGUCACUGCUGAUGGAAUUAUAGCGGAGGUGACAGGAGUGGGGUAUAACUCAGAAGGCAUGGUGUAUGUGGAGGGUGCUGAAGCUGACAGACACCUACACGCAUCAAUAUGGCAGAUUGCAGAGGUUGGUUGUUUGUGCAAUAAUGCUGAGAUCAGGAAAGAGCAGCUCCUGGGGCAGCCAACAGAGGGCGCUCUUGUGGCAUUUGGCAUGAAGCUGGGUUUGUUCAGAGUCCAGUCCCACUAUAACAGGCUGGAUGAAAUCCCCUUCAGCUCAGAGAAGAAGUGGAUGGCUGUGAAGUGUGCUCCACGGAACAAGGAGGUAUUGAGUCACUCCAGGUUCAGCAGGUUACAAGUGAAGGAGACUGAGGAAUACUUCAUGAAAGGUGCCAUAGAGCAGGUGUUACAGCAGUGUGCGACCUACAACAGCCGGGGUACAGCCAUCCCUCUCACUGAGAAACAGCUGGCAGAGUACUACCACAACGCACAGCUCAUGGGCAGGGCUGGCCUCAGAGUUCUGGGGAUGGCGAGAGGCCCGGCCCUGGGGAAGCUGACGUUUGUGGGGAUGGUGGGCAUCAUCGACCCUCCCCGUCCUGGAGUGGCAGAGUCCAUACGGACCCUACAGGGGGGAGGGGUGCACAUCAAGAUGGUGACUGGAGACUCGGAGGACACGGCAGUCGCUAUUGGCAGCAGACUCGGUCUGUAUGCCCAUGGCAGCCAGGCCAUGUCUGGGGAGGAGAUAGAGAAGAUUGACAUCAUGGAGCUGUCACACAGGAUUCACUCAGUCUCAGUGUUCUACAGAACAAGCCCAAGACACAAGCUGAAGAUUGUCAAGGCUGUCCAAGCUAAUGGAGACAUCGUGUGUAUGACUGGAGAUGGGGUGAACGAUGCAGUGGCCCUGAAGACAGCUGACAUUGGGGUGGCCAUGGGGAAGGUGGGGACAGAUGUCUGUAAGGAGGCAGCCGACAUGAUCUUAGUGGAUGACGACUUCUUCACUAUCAUGUCUGCAAUUGAAGAGGGGAAGAGCAUCUUCUACAACAUCAAGAACUUUGUGAGAUUCCAGCUCAGCACGAGUAUAGCAGCCCUGUCUCUGAUAGCCCUGUCCACAAUGAGUGGUCUGCCUAACCCUCUCAACGCCAUGCAGAUCCUCUGGAUCAACAUCAUCAUGGACGGACCUCCUGCUCAAAGUCUGGGAGUGGAGCCUGUAGACAAGGACGUUGUGAGGAAACCUCCUCGAGGUGUCAAAGACUCCAUCAUCACCAGGUCUCUCCUAGGGAACAUCCUCAUGUCAGCUAUUAUCAUCGUCUGUGGGACUCUCUGGGUCUUCCACAGAGAGAUGAUGGACAACAUCAUCACCCCACGGGACACAACCAUGACCUUCACCUGCUUUGUGUUCUUUGACAUGUUCAACGCCCUCAGCUCCAGAUCACAGACUAAGUCCAUUUUUAAGAUAGGUCUGUUCACCAACCGUGUGUUCCUGUAUGCUGUUGGAGGCUCCAUUAUUGGCCAGCUGUUAGUCAUCUACUUCCCACCCCUACAGAGGGUGUUCCAAACGGAGGCACUCAGAUUUGAAGAUAUUGUUCUCCUGGUGGCACUUACCUCAACAGUCUUCAUCGCAUCAGAAGUUAAAAAACUGAUCCAAAAUGUACAGACCAAACCGUACGACCAAGUCAAGAUUGAUGAGUUUGAUUAUGUAUGACACAGCAGCAUGCUGGGAGCUGGGGCCAAUGGUCUUUGUUUAUAAUCAUACACCAAUGAGCAUUUUACAUAAGAUGGGAGAAGGCCAGUUUAGUUUUCUCUUCGUGUACUUAAAAAGUUAGAGUUCAUGUGCACUUAACUACCUAAUUGUACUGUCCGUUAUUCCACGAGAUUCUUGUGAAAUUAAAGUAAAGCUGCACUGAAACAGAUUUGUAAUGACUAUAUAGUGAUUGCACUAAGCUGAAGAUGAGCUUUUUAUAGUAUCGUGAUUUUGUUUUUCAUUUCCACUCUGACCAAAAAUGCCUUCUACUUAAUGUGUUGACCUUGCACAUAUCAGUAUGUAAUAUGCCUCUAACGUGUAUUAAUUAUUUGUACCAUUGUGUUUUAUACUUACAUGUACAGGUUGUUUUACAACAUUAAUUGUUCUCUAUGAUGAGUGACAUGAGUACAUGUGAUUAUUUGUUAAGAGAUUAUGUGGAGUAUUAAUAGUUUAUCCAGUGCUGUUUUUAAUUGUGCACUCUUCAUGUAAAAAAGUUUAUUAGAUUACAUGUACUUCAUUUUUGUGAAGAUAUCAAAAGGACAUAUAAAUUUGACAAAAAAUGAUCACAAGUUUAUUUUGUCCUAAUACAGAAAUCGUGAAUUUGGUUGUCACUUAUUAAGUGGACUUUUUCAUGAUGUGAGUGCAGCAAAAGUAACAUCACAGCCUUCAAUAACAAGUGUAAGGUAAUUGAAGAUCUGGUAAUGUGAAAUGUAGGGUCCUGCGGCUUAGCAGUAGCAUGUUUGGCUCAGGACCAAGAGGUCCCUUGGGAAAGGCACUUCACAUUACUUUCCUCACUCCACCCAGUUGUAAAAUGGGUACUUGACUUCGGUUGGAGAGGUAAAAGACGGAAGUUGAGGGGAUAGGCACUGCCUUUCAAUACCAUGCCCAAGAGACAGUGGUUUAACAAUCCACUGCCCCUACGGCCUGAAAAAGGACUAUGGGACUACCUUCACAUUUACCUUUAAUGUGACAUGUAUUACUGGUAUACUAUAGAUGGGCAUCCAUGGUGUCAGGUGUUGUUCAGUUUGUGGACCUUGUAUGUCUGUAGGUGACAUACAUGUAAGUGUUAAUAGGACUGCUCCAUUUUAAAGAUUAUGAAGGACGAAACCUUUUUUUAAAGAAUAGGUGAAAGCCCAAGAUCUCAUUGUUCAUAAAAGUUGACUGAAAGUAGGGUGAAAAUGUUCCUAUCUGCUGUCUUCUAUUUUGAGAUUUCAAUAUGGACGAGUCCAAAGAGAUUACAGUAUAUUGUGCACUGUGUUACAAACAUACACAAAUGAAGUGUUAUUGUAAAAGGUGACAUGUUAUGAUGUACUUAUGUUGAUUCAGAGUAUUUGCAAUGAUUACUGUUUGUUCAUCUGUAAAGUAAUGGACCAGAGUAGUUUGGUGCAUCAUGAGGUGGAACAAACAAAAAGAAAGUUCUUUUACAACAUUGCCAACAUCUUGUGAUAGGAAAAGCACUGAAUAAAAGUUGUAUUUAAAUAA
Messenger RNA from Branchiostoma belcheri (Belcher's lancelet), 4596 nucleotides. RefSeq names its product calcium-transporting ATPase type 2C member 1-like. Gene Ontology annotation, biological process: manganese ion transport; intracellular calcium ion homeostasis; calcium ion transmembrane transport. Gene Ontology annotation, cellular component: plasma membrane; Golgi membrane; endoplasmic reticulum. NCBI's taxonomy places the organism in Eukaryota, Metazoa, Chordata, Leptocardii, Amphioxiformes, Branchiostomatidae. Gene Ontology annotation, molecular function: ATP hydrolysis activity; ATP binding; P-type calcium transporter activity. The transcript has 27 exons. The record is from RefSeq and is a predicted model, not a curated record. Bases 184 to 3075 code for a protein of 963 amino acids.